Molecule: messenger RNA, 2805 nt
Organism: Bactrocera dorsalis (oriental fruit fly)
Lineage: Eukaryota; Metazoa; Arthropoda; Insecta; Diptera; Tephritidae
Exons: 2
Coding region: 1927-2619 (230 amino acids)
Source: RefSeq, a predicted model, not a curated record
AAAGAGGGCUUAUUGCUUGACUCGAGGAUUUCCUUUAUGUUCUGUAUAUUUUCGAUAAUUGAACUUCCAUUGUGGUGCAUCUUUAACAUCAAAAUUACGGUGUUCUAACAAUAUCAAAACAAUAAACUUCGUUCACAUUUUCUACAGCCUGGCUUAAGAUUACGGAGUUAUCGAAGAAAACCUUUAUAAUAUGAGGUAUUUUCUGUUUGCUGAUGUCAAGCUUUGACAAUACUAAGUUAGGCAAUCACAAAACUGUCUGCGAAGGUUUUUUAGUACAAGUCUGAUCUUUCUAACGUAAUAAAGCGAAACCGAUCUCACUUAUACAACGCGAGAUACAGAAUACUAAAGCCACGUUUUGAAAAAAAAGGAUUCCGUAUUAUUAGAUCGUAUGCAACAUAUUUUGUCUCCUUUUUCUCGAUAGAAUUUUCUUUGGCCGAAUUGGGUUUACUUUUUCGCAAUUCAGUUCGCUGACUGAAGCCACUGUUUCGACUGCUCCUUGACCUCUAGUGUGGUCCAUGGUUACGAUGCUCCGUAGAAACUGUUUAAGUUAGCACUUAGACAUCGUCAAACGUUGAUGUAAAGUGGUUUCAAAGUUGCGUUGGUUCUCUAAAAUGAUCCGAGUGCUGACAAUUUUGUUCUGACCAAUAUUUAAAUGAGUAUAAGACCUAGGUGAGCCAUUGAUAUGCCUACUAUAUCUGCUAUUGUACCAGGAAGUGGUUCUUCAAACCCCGAAAUGAGAUUACUUUGAACUUUUAAACCAAUUUUCCACUGUCAUCAUUGACAAAGAAGAAUAACUGUAUACCGAAAUCCAAAGAGCUUAAGUUAAAUUAUUUUUUCCGAGUGUUCAGUGAGGAACACCGAAAUUGAAACCAUUUCGAAUAGAAAUUUGAAUGACACUCAUCUAACACUAACAACUAUAAUCAUCUAUUUUAUGAUCGAUUCUGUUUUGAUUAAGAAGCGGCGCAAAGCAGUUCAUCAUUAAUUUUAUGAGCGAACGCAUUUAAAUUCAAUUUUGCGAUCAUUUCGACAGCAAGAACACACAAAUUUUAUAACCGAUACGUAUUUAACGAAAAUCAAAGUUUUUGAUGAGGGAUUAGACAUUGUUUGACAACAAAGAGACAGACAUAAGGAAGACGACAACACAAUGGGCAGACGACUAAAGUGCACCAUAAAAGUGUGAUGGCACUCAAUACAGGUAGCAACUCAGCAGUUUAGGAGUGAUUGGCAUUGAGAAAACAAAAGAAAAUCACAGCGACUUUUACGCUCGAAAGUAUGCAACAAAAUUCGUUUAGUUUAUUAUGUGUGAAGUUUACAAAUGUAUGUAUAUGAAUUGAACUAAAGUGUAGCGGAAAUAAAGCGGCAAUUAAUUAAGUUAAAUUUAGAUGAAAAAGAGUGCAAAACUAAAGAUUGCGGUUUGACAAAUGCCGAGGGUGCAGCAGGUCAGCAGCGCUUUAACGACCGAUGCGAUUUGAUACGCGAUCAGUGCAUAUUGUUGUUGCAGCAAAACAACUAAACACUUUUGUGAUUGUUUGUGUUGUUGCAGAUGCUUUUAAGCUAAUAUCUAUUGGCGAGCAGCAUAAUGCGAUCAGCGCUCGCCUUUUGACGCGAAAAUUGUCAACCGAACUGCGUGCGCCGGCGAUCGACAUUAGCGCCGCCGCCUUUGAUCACCCACUUCGAAGCGCAAAUUUGCAAAUUUGCAUUGAUUUUGCGAAUUUUGUAGUGCGAAAAGCGUAACAAUUCGCAUAUAAAACGAUAUUGCAAGGCAGACAGGUCAAGCAGUGCAAUCGUAAGCCUCUUAGGGGAUCAACACAUUCAGUGCAGUGAAGUGUAGUGUGUGAUUUUGAGUGAAAAUCAAAAUAUUAUCAAACACAUAAAGUUAUAUCUCUAAUAUCGAGAAAGGACUAAUUCUAAACAAUCAAUUUCGUAAUGCGUUCUUUUGUAUUACUCGCUUGUUUGGCAACAAUUGCCGCCGUCAGUGCUGCGCCACAAUUCGGUUACGGUUAUGGUGCCCAGCCAGCUGCCAGCAGUUUCGUGCCUUCAACACGUGGUGGCGAGAAGUAUUUACCGCCCGCCACAACAACACCAGCACCCAGCGUACACAAGCAAUUCUACUUGAUUUCGGCACCGGAAGACACUGAGGGCGCGGGCAAACCAAAACACCUGGUCAUCGGACGUCCACAGAAGAACUAUCGUGUCGUCUUCAUUAAGGCACCAAACUCUGAUAACGACAACCGCAAACUGUCAGCCGAAUUCGCACCACAAGAGGAGAAGACCGUCAUUUAUGUGCUCAGCAAAAAGGAUAAUGAACUCACCGCCAAUGACUUUGCCACACCAGCACCAACGGUGCCCAGCAAACCCGAAGUAUUCUUCAUCAAGUACAAGACACCCGAGGAAGCUGAGGCAGCACAGAAGGAAAUUCAAGACCAAUACGACCAAUUGGGCGGCACUAAGGAAUUCUCUGAUGAAGGUACCGCUCCUGUGGCUUCGGUUAUCGGCUCUUUGGACGGUAUUGCUCCCGAUGGCAGCUACAACUACAGAGCCAUUGCUGCCCCACCAGAGGAACUCGGCAGCGCGUCCUCACCACUUAGCCAAUACCUGCCCGCUGCGGCGCGUCUGUAAGACAACACUUCAAAUGCAGCUGGAUUUGUUAGAAUUGUUUUGUUGUUAUUUGUUAACGUUGCAUUGCGUAACACGUGGCAUAAAGCCGAAAACUCGUUGAUUAAUUGUUAAUUAUAAUUCAUUGUUACUUUUUAUUGUUUUUUAUUUACGAAAAUUAUGCGAUUUAAUAAAAUUUUAUUAAAAAAA